This is a messenger RNA of Micromonas pusilla CCMP1545, 868 nucleotides long. RefSeq lists its product as uncharacterized. Gene Ontology annotation, molecular function: SUMO conjugating enzyme activity. The record is from RefSeq and is a predicted model, not a curated record. Lineage: Eukaryota; Viridiplantae; Chlorophyta; Mamiellophyceae; Mamiellales; Mamiellaceae. Bases 197 to 736 code for a protein of 179 amino acids. Gene Ontology annotation, cellular component: nucleus. The transcript has a single exon. Gene Ontology annotation, biological process: protein sumoylation.
CACCGGCGGCAGCGACCGUCCGCCGCGCGCGAGGUUUUCGGCGUCCACGCGCGCGCGACCCCGCGCGCGACCCCGCGCGCGACCGCGAAGGAAACCCCGGCGUGCACGGCCGAGGGCGCGUGCACCGCGAAUCUCGAACGCCCUUCAGGGGUGCCAUCUUUUGAUCGUCGACGCGAACGCUCGUUCGUCCGACGCGAUGUCCUCGCUCGCGAUUCAACGCCUCGCGAUCGAGCGCAAGGCGUGGCGCAAAGACCAUCCGCACGGCUUCGUCGCGAGGCCCGUGAACGCGCGAGACGGCUCCGUGAACAUGCUCAUUUGGGAGUGCAAGAUCCCGGGGAAAGCGGGCACGCUGUGGGAAUCCGGGCUCUUCCCCGUCACGAUGUACUUCACCGAGGACUACCCGUCGAAACCGCCCAAGGUGUCUUUACCGGCCGGGUUCUUCCAUCCGAACGUGUACCCGUCCGGGAAGGUCUGCCUCUCCAUCUUAAACGAAGAGAAAGGCUGGAAGCCGUCCAUCACGGUGAAGCAGAUUCUCACGGGCGUGCAAGAGCUUUUAGACAACCCGAACAACGCCGACGCCGCGCAAGACGUCGCGUACAAGCUGUACAAGAAGUCCAAGGCGGAGUACAGCAAACGCGUGAGGAUCGAGGCGGCGCGGUACACGGAGACCGCGACCGGGGGGGCGGGCGGUGGGGGUGGCGGCACGAACGCGAACGACGCGGUCGUCAUCUUAUGAUAGACGCGCGACACGACGACGACAGCUGGCGAGAAGAGCGCGGCGAAACCAAAACGCGAAACAAAUAGUAGAUAGCACGCGUACUGUACCCCUCCUCGCGUCUUGUAAUAAGACACGCGAAGGACCGAGACG